Penicillium bovifimosum is the source of this 1551-nucleotide messenger RNA. RefSeq lists its product as uncharacterized. Lineage: Eukaryota; Fungi; Ascomycota; Eurotiomycetes; Eurotiales; Aspergillaceae. The coding region runs from base 1 to 1551 and encodes 516 amino acids. The record is from RefSeq and is a predicted model, not a curated record. The transcript is spliced from 7 exons.
AUGGCUGCACGUCCUAUUGCUGGUCGGUCUCAUGUGGCUGGACAAGUGCUGAAAUCGGGCCGCGUCACCAAAGGAAAGACGGAGGGAAACAAAGUUCCAUCAGACCAGAUUGAAGCGGCCAUCACUGACCAAGCCCUGGAGCCAGUGCGUGCUGAACCACCCGCGUGGGCUGAGAAUUACCAACAGUUGUGCGAUGCAAUUCCUUGGUUCCAUUGCACUCAGAGUGUGAUGGAUCACAAUGAGCGCCUUUGCUGGGGCUUUCUGAUUGAUGCCGACGGUGGUACCCGGACCUACAUUGACGAAGAAGUCAUCAUAACUCGAAUUGGUGAUUGCUGCACCAAAGACUCAGAGGGAAACCUGGCCCUCCAAAAGAAUCAGGAGGCUGAUAGCACGCUCGCCCGAAGCAUCAUUGCCAGCCUGAACUCAAAGCUUCCUGUUGGGUUAAUUAUUGGGAGCAAGCACAAGAUCCUCAAUCGUGACCUGCCACAUCGAUACAACGUCAUGGCAUGGUUUCGGGUUACCAAUGUUUGGUUUGAAAGAAUUGGUACAAACCAUGGAGCAAAAGUCCGUUUUGAGAAAUUGGAUCUCGCGGAGAAAAGCUGGUGGGCAGCAAAGGGCUCUGCUCCUCCAAUGCCCCUCGAACUCAGAGACUUCGACACGAAGCCUCAAACCCUGAAGUGCGAGGGCUGCUCCAAGGAAAGCAUCCGUGUCUAUGAGGAUGGCUGGAUGUGCCUUCAGCCGGAGUGUGACAGGUUCUGGAAGAUUGGAAACGUUUCCAGUCCUCCUGAACUAACCUUUAACCCUGCCUUCUUGAGCUUCCGCAGUCGUCCCGACGAUGAAAUUCUCCCUAACUGCAGCCUUGUCCCCGAUCAUCUUUCGACACUGAAUGAGGAUGCCACGGACAUCAGCACAUCUCGUGGUGCGUGGAAAGGAAUUGUGUGCCCCGAGUGUCACAAGUGUAUUCGACGAACUUUGUGGCGAGGUUGGAAGUGUUGCGAUGACUCUGGCGCCGAGAGGGGUGGUAAGCCUAUCUCGUGCCGGGUUGUAUACGAUGAUUCCGAGCGGCCCUCAAUGAAACGAGAAAUGGUCUUCGAUAAGAAAUUCAUGAUCCCAGAGAUCGAUGAUGUUAGCUUGCCACCCUAUUGCAAGCUCACCUACAAACUUGAUGGAGUCGGCUUCAUCACCCAUUUUGUCGCGAACGCAGAAAUCAACAGCCGACCAAAUGGGCACGACGACCUGUUUAUCGGUCUUCAGCGUGAAGAUCUUGGUUUAAAACUUUUUCCGCUUUUGUCCAGUCUAGGUAACUUCGGGAUUCUUACUUUGUUGAUCCGCAUGACGUACAAGCUCUUCAAUGGAAAUACUCAACGGGUGGACACCGGCGAUGGCAAAUCUGUCUCUGGGAGUGCUCUGCAAGACAACUCCGUGCUGAAAGGCUGCCGGUUGGAAGAUGAGUGUCGUGUGCUCAAGGAGAAGUGGAAAGCUGGCGAGAUCUCCCAAGAUAAGUAUGACAACUCUCGGCGAACUCUCUUUGCCACCCAGAAGGGAAAGUAA